AUGUUCCUCGUCACAAUAUCAAAUUUUCUCGCAAACACGAAGAUAUUCAAGAAUACAGAAGUUGUAUUCUCGACUCUCAGUGAAGUGGGAGGAAAGUCACAGUUGGUGAUCAGUCACCCAUUGCUGACUCCAGGCACAACUUGCCUCCAAGGUGAACAAAUAGUUACCUCACUGUGUCAGGAUAGCCCGGCUAUUUAUGGCGCGGCCAUUUUCUUUGACUCCCAGUUGAUAAAAGAAAGUGGACUCGAAAAUGACGUCAGCGCAUGGUGCUUAUUCAACUCAACACCAGCACAUCCUAUCCCACAAGAAUGGAUAGAGAAUAGGAACGAGAGAAGAAAUCUCCCACUACAGUACAUGGAGCGAGUUUUUACUAGCAUAUCCCAGCAAGCAGCUUUAUUCAGAUUCAGUAUAAUAAAAACACUCGUGUUAAAAAAGAGGUGA
This is a messenger RNA of Sipha flava (yellow sugarcane aphid), 441 nucleotides long. RefSeq lists its product as uncharacterized. Bases 1 to 441 code for a protein of 146 amino acids. NCBI's taxonomy places the organism in Eukaryota, Metazoa, Arthropoda, Insecta, Hemiptera, Aphididae. The transcript has a single exon. The record is from RefSeq and is a predicted model, not a curated record.